Mauremys mutica (yellowpond turtle) is the source of this 2292-nucleotide messenger RNA. It is a transcript of the gene SCFD1, whose product is annotated as sec1 family domain containing 1. The record is from RefSeq and is a predicted model, not a curated record. Gene Ontology annotation, molecular function: syntaxin binding. Gene Ontology annotation, biological process: intracellular protein transport; endoplasmic reticulum to Golgi vesicle-mediated transport. Lineage: Eukaryota; Metazoa; Chordata; Testudines; Geoemydidae. The transcript has 25 exons. Gene Ontology annotation, cellular component: cytosol; Golgi membrane. Bases 219 to 2072 code for a protein of 617 amino acids.
CUGUUACCCCAACGCACCACGGAGCUCGGCCCGCCCCUGAUCCGCUGUCCCAAGAGUGGCCCCGACUCUGCCGCGGAUUGGAGCUCACCUAGGUGGUACCUGUUAGGUCCCAGCGAGUCCGGUGGCUGGAAGUGGUUAAGAAUGGGCUUUCCUGGACCGUUAAUGCGACAGAGGAAGACUAUACUGCAGAGACUUUUCUGAAAUUGGCCUUGAAGCGUAUGUUGAAUUUUAAUCUUCCCCCUAUUAAAAACAGCACAGGAGAACCUGUAUGGAAGGUUCUCAUUUAUGACAGGUUUGGCCAAGAUAUCAUCUCUCCUUUGCUGUCAGUGAAAGAGCUGAGAGACAUGGGCAUCACCUUACAUCUGCUUUUGCAUUCUGAUCGAGAUCCUAUUCCAGAUGUUCCAGCAGUAUACUUUGUAAUGCCAACAGAAGAAAAUAUUGACAGAAUGUGCCAGGAUCUUCGAAAUCAGCUUUAUGAAUCUUAUUAUUUAAAUUUUAUUUCUGCCAUUUCAAGAAGUAAACUGGAAGAUAUUGCAAAUGCUGCCUUAGGGGCUAGUGCAGUAACACAAGUAGCGAAGGUCUUUGAUCAGUAUCUCAAUUUCAUUACUUUGGAAGAUGAUAUGUUUGUAUUGUGUAAUCAAAAUAAGGAGCUCAUCUCUUAUCGUGCCAUUAACAGACCAGAUAUAACGGACACUGAAAUGGAGGCCAUUAUGGACACUGUGGUUGACAGUCUCUUCUGCUUUUUUGUUACACUGGGAGCUAUUCCUAUAAUCAGAUGCUCAAGAGGAACUGCAGCAGAAAUGGUGGCAGUGAAACUAGAUAAGAAACUCCGAGAGAACCUAAGAGAUGCCAGAAACAGUCUUUUCACAGGUGACACGCUUGGGGCUGGACAAUUCAGCUUCCAAAGGCCUUUGUUAGUCCUUGUUGACAGAAACAUAGAUUUAGCAACUCCUCUACACCAUACUUGGACAUACCAGGCAUUAGUGCAUGAUGUACUGGAUUUCCAUUUGAACAGAGUUAAUCUAGAGGAAUCUUCAGGAAUGGAAAAUUCUCCAGCAGGGGCUAGGCCAAAGAAAAAGAAUAAAAAAUCAUACGACUUAACUCCAGCUGAUAAAUUUUGGCAAAAGCAUAAAGGCAGUCCUUUCCCAGAGGUAGCAGAGUCUGUGCAGCAAGAGCUGGAAUCCUACAGAGCCCAAGAAGAUGAGGUCAAAAGGCUUAAAAGUAUUAUGGGAAUUGAAGGGGAGGAUGAAGGAGCAAUAAGUAUGCUUUCUGAUAAUACAGCUAAGCUAACUUCAGCUGUUAGCUCUCUUCCAGAACUACUUGAAAAGAAAAGGCUCAUCGAUCUUCAUACAAAUGUUGCAACUGCUGUCCUGGAGCAUAUAAAGGCACGGAAACUGGAUGUGUAUUUUGAGUAUGAGGAAAAAAUAAUGAGCAAGUCCACUCUCGAUAAAUCUCUCUUGGACAUGAUUUCUGACCCUGAUGCGGGAACUCCAGAAGACAAGAUGCGAUUGUUUCUUAUCUAUUACAUAAACUCAGUGCAGGCACCAUCAGAGGCUGAUUUGGAGCAAUACAAAAAAGCAUUGACAGAUGCAGGAUGUAAUCUUAUUCCCUUGAACUACAUAAAACAAUGGAAGGCUUUUGCCAAGAUGGCUUCAGCUCCUACCAGCUAUGGAAACGCUACAGCUAAACCAUUGGGUCUGUUUUCACGUGUUAUGAAUACAGGCUCACAGUUUGUGAUGGAAGGAGUGAAGAAUUUGGUAUUGAAACAACAAAAUCUACCAGUCACACGUAUCCUAGACAACCUUAUGGAGAUGAAGUCAAAUCCAGAGACAGAUGACUACAGGUAUUUUGACCCCAAGAUGUUGCGAGGCAGUGACAGCUCAGUUCCAAGAAACAAAAAUCCAUUCCAAGAGGCAAUUGUUUUUGUAGUUGGAGGAGGCAACUACAUUGAAUAUCAAAAUCUUGUUGACUACAUUAAGGGCAAACAAGGCAAACAUGUCUUAUAUGGCUGCAGUGAGCUUUUCAAUGCUGCACAGUUUAUAAAACAGCUGUCCCAACUUGGGCAGAAAUAGGACCGAAAAACACCAUUAUUUGAAACUACCUGGCAAUUUGGAAGUGUGAAGAAAAAGAUCAUGGCAACACUCAGAUGACACCUUCAUAUCUAUAACCUUGUUAUAACAUUAAAACUUAAACCGUUCCAUUAAUCUGAUCAUUUUGAAGGAAGACCUGUACUUAACAUAGUGUAUAUGAAUAACAGAAUAACAUUUCAGAAAAUAAAACUUAAUCUAUAUU